Ornithorhynchus anatinus (platypus) is the source of this 1951-nucleotide messenger RNA. It is a transcript of the gene CALML3, whose product is annotated as calmodulin like 3. Bases 18 to 821 code for a protein of 267 amino acids. Lineage: Eukaryota; Metazoa; Chordata; Mammalia; Monotremata; Ornithorhynchidae. Gene Ontology annotation, molecular function: calcium ion binding. The transcript has 2 exons. The record is from RefSeq and is a predicted model, not a curated record. Gene Ontology annotation, cellular component: myosin II complex.
GAGGACUCCAACAGGAAAUGGCGGAAGAUGACAGGUCCUCACAAAUUUCUGGUGGGCGUUGGCGUCAGCUCCAUCGGCAGACAAAGCUCCUCCCGGCUCCGGGACUCUUGUCUGAACAGGAUCGCGCCCCGGGGGCGUCUCCGAGUGCCUGCCCUGCGUCCGCCUCACCAAUGGUGAGGGAGGAUGCUGCAUCUUCUCCAGUGCCAGGAUUUCAUGCCGAGGCUAGAAAACCAGACCGACAGCCUACCGCUUGGGUUCUCCGCCUGUCACCGCCGGAGCUGGGAGAGCGGAGCCAGAGUCGAGGAGAGCCCACCGCGCGUGCAGGCAAACCCAGAAUCGGCUCCCCUCCGCACGGCCCGCCUGCCCUCACCAUGACCGACCAGCUGUCCGAGGAGCAGAUCGCCGAAUUCAAGGAGGCCUUCUCGCUGUUUGACAAGGACGCCGACGGCACCAUCACCACCAAGGAGCUGGGCACCGUCAUGCGGUCCCUGGGGCAGAACCCCACUGAGGCGGAGCUCCAGGACAUGAUCAACGAGAUCGAUGCCGACGGCAACGGCACGGUCGACUUCCCCGAGUUCCUGGGCAUGAUGGCACGGAAGAUGAAGGACACGGACAGCGAGGAGGAGAUCCGUGAGGCCUUCCGGGUGUUUGACAAGGACGGCAAUGGCUAUGUCAGCGCGGCCGAGCUGCGGCACGUGAUGACCAGGUUGGGGGAGAAGCUGACGGACGAGGAGGUGGACGAGAUGAUCCGGGAGGCCGAUACGGACGGAGACGGGCAGGUGAACUACGAGGAGUUCGUCCGCAUGCUGGUCUCCAAGUGAGGAGGCGGGGGAGAUGGUGCCCCACGCCCCCGCUCCCCAUCCCCACCCCCAUUCCUAACAUUGCGGUUUUCUCUGCCUUUACUCUUCCGAGUCACUCUUCUGUGAAAGGGGCUUCUCUGCUGUCCAAGAAUCUGUGUGAGUGAUAACCAUUCCUCUUUAAAAUCUGCUACCUGACUCCUCCUUGAUCUCCCUGCCCUGGCACAAACAUGCGUACACACACACAGUCUCUCUCUCUCUCUCUCUCUCUCUCACGCACACGGCCACGGCUCUUCCCCAAGCCCCCUUUCUCACUCAAAGAUCCCGCCCUGCCUCUGCUGACACAACCAACCCAAAGUCAACCGUGGCUUUAAGGUGCUGCAGGCAACCUGCAGUGAAAACCCAGGUGGCCUAUCUUAAAGUGGCCAAAGAAUCCAAGGACUUCCAGCUUUGUGUGGACUCUACAGCUCACGAAGAUGAUAUGUGCACUGCUAGAUUCACCUCUUCCCAGGACAUGGACGUGGUAGUUUGGGUUCUCAGCAAGGGAAAAGGAAAGAGUAAGCAUCUCAGCAAAUUUGCCUUUGGGACGUUUGCCUCCCUGGGCAAAGGGGUCACCUCCGUUCUCGGCUGCAUCUACAGGGCAGAAAGCGUGGCCAGCGGGCAUCGAUGGGGCCCUGGGGACUUUGGGUAGCCGAGGAAGGCCUCCUGGACAGUACCACCCCACCGUGGGGCACAGAUUCCAGUGCUGAUUUCUGUGCUCCCUCUGCCCAAGGAAACUCCUGGGACUCACCUGCUUGAGGAGAAGCCAUCCGUGGUGAUGGUCACGAUGACCCCUGGAUUGUUCUAGAUGGAGGGAAACUACAGUAAGGGGACUGGGAUUUGUGGGGAAAUAAAUCAGAAGCACACGUUCAGUUUGGUCUUAUUUUCCUGGAUGUGCCGGGAUGAAAGGUCUUAGAUCCACAGCUUAAUGUAGACAGGGUUGGAAAGCCUGGGUCUUUGGAGAGGUUUAGAGCUGCUGGAUGGUGAGAAUGGGCAACAGGGAUUGAGCUAGGGGGGAUUUUUUGAUCCAUUCCAAGUGGUGAUUCAUUGAUUGGCUGCAGGGAACAUGGAGAGGAAAUUAAAGUUGCUCUGGCGGUUGUUCCCAUCCUCCUAAA